ACCACCGUAUCCAGGUGUCGCCUCCUCAAUUCCCACUGCCGUACGUAAUAGACCUUUUUUACGGGAUUCUGGGCUUACUUUAAACAGUGUUGAAUUUUAUCUGUACUGUAAAGAAUAGUAUUCCACAUCCAUACACUGUGGUGUUAGUGCUACCCCGCCACGACCAGGUGUCGCCGCCCUCCUCACCGCCUUACGUUAUAUGUUAUCGCGUUUUAAAUCAUUUUGAGGGGUAGGGUUUAAACAGUGACGAAUUUUCUCUAUAUAUGUAUAUACUGUAUGCUGUGUUAUGUAGAUGUUGGAAAACUCACACUGGUUGUACAUGUUGUACGUUUAUACAGAAACCCAUUUCUCAAAAUAAUCCAAAAUUGUUGCUAAGUUGCUAAAAAGAAAAAGGUUGAAACCCCCCACAAAUUAUAGUACACUUGAGCACUGAGCGAUGAAUUUACCUAGAACAAGAAGAAAAACAGGAGUAAUCCCUGUAGAAAACACCCAAUUUUAGCAACAAAAAAGAUUGGAAAUUUUCAGAAAAAAAUUCGAAAUUUACAGUUGACACAGAAAAAGAAGAUCAAGAAUAGCAGCUACUCCUCGUCAUCCACUUUCGAAAGCGAAGAAAUAACAUAGUUAAAACUAAGUGGCCUAUUUUUGUCAUGAUGAGAAGAGAAGAAUCUGAAGGAGGAAGCAGUAGGUGCCAAGACUGCGGAAAUCAAGCUAAGAAAGAUUGUGAACAUUUUAGGUGCCGAACUUGUUGCAAAAGCCGAGGUUUUCAGUGUCAAACCCAUGUUAGCAGCACUUGGAUUCCUGUAUCAAGAAGGCGGCAAAGGCAUCAACAGAUGCAAAUUUCUUCUGUCGCUCAACAACAGCAACUUCUUGGUUCAAACCCUAAAAGACACAGAGAGAAUCCAGCAUUAGGGCUAGAAGGUAAUUUUCCGGCGGAAGUGAGUUCUCCGGCGAUGUUUAGAUGCGUUAGAUUGAGCUCGACAGACAAUGCGGCGGAUCAAUAUGCAUACCAAACAUCAGUGAACAUCGGAGGACAUGUAUUCACUGGAAUUCUUUAUGACCAAGGCCCUGAGGGAACUUAUGUCGCCGGAGAAAGCUCUUCCGGUGGCAUGAUGCACCCGGAUUUUAACGCCGGCAGCACUGGUACGGCGUCCCCGCCUUCUUAUCCUAGCACUUUUAGUGCUUUUACAACUGGUUCUCAUCAGUUCUUCCAAUACCCAAAAUCUUGAACAAAAUUGUCCCUUAAUGAAAUUCUCUCCUCUCUGUCUCCAUUUUAGGCACAUUAAUGUGAGGAACUCAAUAACCAGACAAAUAUUUGACUAGGAAAAAGAGGGACAAAUCAUUUGUUCUUUAUAAUUCCGAUGAAGAAUAACUUGCUCGUCUGUGAUUUGAUUUUUGCAUUUUGUCCCAUUGCCAAAUUCUGUAUUAUUUCUUGCUAAAUUCUUGACUGCUUAUGAACUUCGAAGCUACUUUUUCCCCAGAUUA
Molecule: messenger RNA, 1482 nt
Organism: Olea europaea var. sylvestris
Lineage: Eukaryota; Viridiplantae; Streptophyta; Magnoliopsida; Lamiales; Oleaceae
Product: protein SHORT INTERNODES-like
Exons: 2
Coding region: 648-1226 (192 amino acids)
Biological process (GO): positive regulation of DNA-templated transcription
Cellular component (GO): nucleus
Molecular function (GO): DNA-binding transcription factor activity; DNA binding
Source: RefSeq, a predicted model, not a curated record